Messenger RNA from Nannizzia gypsea CBS 118893, 1047 nucleotides. RefSeq names its product chitinase 1. Gene Ontology annotation, biological process: carbohydrate metabolic process. Gene Ontology annotation, cellular component: extracellular region. The record is from RefSeq and is a predicted model, not a curated record. Gene Ontology annotation, molecular function: chitinase activity. NCBI's taxonomy places the organism in Eukaryota, Fungi, Ascomycota, Eurotiomycetes, Onygenales, Arthrodermataceae. The transcript has 4 exons. The coding region runs from base 1 to 1047 and encodes 348 amino acids.
AUGUCUUCUGUGAAGAAUAUCCUCUCCUUUGUGGCCCUGUUUGCGGGUGUCAAGACGGUUUAUGCAGGCUUGGAGUCUCCGGGCCAUAACAACGUCGCCAUUUACUGGGAAUUCUCUGAAUCAGGCAAACGGAACACAAGCGCAGCAGAGAUUGAGCUACUACUGCGAAAGCAAGUGAUUCCACUUGCCUUUGCCAUAUCCAUCAAAGGCCCCGGGGGCGUCCCACAAAUCAACUUCUCCAACCAGGGAGAUCCCUGCAAGCCAUUCCCAGGAACCGACCUUCUUCACUGUCCGCAAAUUGGCGAGGACAUCAAAACGUGCCAGAAGAAAGGAAAAACCAUCCUUUUAUCUAUUGGCGGAGCAACUUACAGUGAAGGUGGCUUCCGCUCUGCUGAGGAUGCUGUUGCGGGAGCCAAUCUGUUAUGGGAUACGUUUGGUCCGGUCAAGACAACGUCAAACUCUUCAGUUCUUCGCCCAUUCGAUGAUGCAGUAGUCGAUGGAUUUGAUCUCGACUUUGAAGCCACUGUGCUGAACAUGGUACCUUUUGGCAAGCAGCUUCGUACUUUGUAUGAUGCCGAAAAAUCCAAGACGUUUUACUUGACUGCUGCUCCUCAGUGCCCGUACCCGGAUCUAUACAAUAAGGAGAUGUUGGAGGGUGGUGUCAAAUUUGAUGCUCUAUUCAUUCAGUUCUACAACAACUUCUGCGGCCUCAACAACUUCGCCCUCGGCUCCCAGUCACAAGACAAGUUCAAUUUUGCGGACUGGGACAACUUUGCAAAGAAAGUAUCGGCAAAUCCCCAAGUGAAGAUUAUGAUCGGAGCUCCUGCAAACAAGGGGGGCGCUAGCUCCGGAUACGUCGAUGCCCAAACUCUUGUCAGCAUCAUUAACUGGAGUAAGACCUUCUCCAGCUUCGGUGGAGUGAUGAUGUGGGAUGCCAGCCAGGCCUGGGCCAAUGGCAACUUCACUUCGACAGUGAAGAAUGCCUUGAGUGCUGGGAACUCCCGUGUUGUUCGCAGAUCAUAUGCCGGCUAUCACUCUGGAUACUGA